AUGGCAGGCUUCUUGCGGGCGAGACAGGCUGGGGUCCAGAACGACUUGUCGGCGGGCAUCACAGCAGCAGCGUUUAGUCCCGGCGAGCAGGCACGGUAUGGGAUUAACUCGCAGAUUAGCUGCAUCGCCUACGAUCCGAUCCAAUCCCUCCUCGCAGUCGGCACAACAGCCUCGAAAUACGGCCCCGCGCAAAUCUACGUCUUUGGCGCCCUCCGUGUGUUUCGCACAUUCCACUCACCCCAGUCUCCCCAAACAUCUACACUAUCCUCCUCCGCAUCACAACCCCCCAACGCCAUCCGCCACCUCUCCUUCGUCGCCAACCGCCUCGUCAGCCUCGACACGCACAACCAACUAGCCAUCUGGGACCUCGACACCGGCCGGCAGAUCGCCCACACCACAUAUGGCCGCGUGUCGUGCAUGAUUACAGACCCUGGGUUGGACUGGGCGCUGGUGGCGAUCCAGAAUGGCGGGGAGGUGUGGGCGUAUGAUCUGGAUCGGGAACGGCCGGCCACGGGGUUUCGAUUGCCGAAUUUUUGGAAGGUCAGGCUCGAGGGGGGUCCGAGGGGGGCUGGGGGAUUGGGAGUGGUCGGGAUGAAUAUUGGGUUGGUUAGUCUGCAGCUGCACCCAAGGGAUAUCGGGAAGCUGCUGAUUGGGUAUACGCAUGGCGCGGUGGUGUACUCGUUCAAGCAGAAUGCGCCGACGGGGUUCUUUGAGUAUGUCGUGCCCCCCGGGGCGCCGGGCGGGGAUGGGGUGGGUAGUGAGAGGGAGAGACGGCCGCGGUUGGUGCAGGCCGUGUGGCAUCCGACGGGGACGUUUAUUUUGACGGCGCAUGAGGAUGGGAGUUUGGCGUUUUGGGAUCCUAAGGAUGGGCGGUUGGUCACGGCGCGAUCGGUGGGGAGGACGCGGGUACAUGAGAGGGGGCCUUCUCCUCCGCAGCCGAGUCGGCUGACGCCGUUUGGCAAGAUCGCGUGGUGCUGCAAGCAGAACCCGGACGACACGGCGCUGUUGAUCGCGGGCGGCCAGCCGGUGGACGAAGAGCAGAAGGGGCUGACGUUCCUCGAGCUGGGCCCAACGCCGACGUAUGCCACUUCGUCGUGGGAUGUGCUGGCGAGCCACUUUGACGGCAAGCAACGGCUAACGCUCCCGAUCCCCGCGGGGGCUGAGGUCGCGAACUACUGCCUGAUCCCGCGGGCGUCCCCAUAUUUCGACGGCGCGCAGGACCCGAUCGCCGUCAUGACCAUGCUCACAUCCGGGGAAAUCAUCACCAUGAGCUUUCCCUCGGGGUACCCGAUCACCCCAACCAACAUGCUCCACCCCAGCCUGUCGUUCGUAUACCCCUUCGUACAGAAGAUCGCAGUCUCAACCGUGCAACGAGAGCGCUGGCUGGGGCUAACCGAGACGCGGAACCAAGGGGAUCCAAUCCUGCAGGGCGGGUCACCAGCACACAAACGCCGUAGAGCUGGGUGGGACUUCCGCAACGUCGUGCAGGUCGCCCACGCCGACAGCACGAUCCGGAUCUGGGACCUGGGCCACGACGACGACAUCGAGAACCCGCGGCAACUACAGGUCGAUGUCUCUCGCGCGCUGGACCGUUACGAAGACGUCACCGUCACCGCGCUGUCGAUGAGUGAUAUGCUGUCGGCGUCUGCUUCUGUGGAACUCGCGGCGGGUACGCGAACGGGCGAGGUGGUGGUGUACCGCUGGGGGGGCAACCGCAACUUUGGGCGUGGCGGUGGUGAUGCAUACCAAAACAGCCGGAAGGAUCCCAACCCGGGUGGGCUAACGGAUAUCUCCUCGCGCGGGGAACCGACGCUCAAGGAUGGGCUGCAGCCGUUUGUGCUGUACGAGAUGAUGCAGGGUCCCGUGAGCGUGGUGAAGGUCGCGUCGGACGCUGGGUUUGUCGGGGUUGGGUCGGAGGCUGGGUUUUUCAGUUUGAUUGAUCUGCGUAAACCGGCGGUGGUGUUCCAGGCGCCGCUGGCGGAGCUGGUCAAGGAGGAGAAACGGUCGUCGUUUCUUGGGGGCCAUCGUUCGUCGGCUUCGUCGGCGUCGGCGUCGGAUGCGAAGGAAUAUCCGACGGUGAUUGAGUUUGGGGUUAUGACGCUGGAGGGGGAUGGGUAUUCGAGCAUUGCGUGCUUUGUGGGGACGAACCGGGGCCAUGUGGCUACGUUCAAGAUCUUGCCGUCGGGGCCGUCGUAUACUGCGAAGUUGGCGGGUGUGGCCAAGUGUGGGGGGAGUAAGGUGGUGUCGAUGGACCCGGUGAAUGCGGAUAAUGGGCAGCCGGCGGGUGCGACGGCGGGGGCAGUGGGUGGGUUGAGAGAGGGGAGGCAGGUGAAUGGGGUGUUGGUUGUUGCCACGCAAACCGAAAUCCGCGUCUUCAAACCGGCCACAGCCAAAGGCGCCUCCAAGUCCUUCGACGACCGUCUCUGCGACGCCGCCCGCGUAACCGAGCUCCCCGGCGUCGGCAUCGCCCUCGUGGCCCUCUUCGGCGACACCAACAACCGCGGCGCCAUCGCCCGCGCCUACUCCCUACCCUCCCUCAAAGAACUCGGUCGCGGCGCAUCCCUCCCCAUGCUCGAUCCCAGCCGCACCAUCUCGGCCGUCAUCGCCCGCACGGGUGAAGUGCUCGGGUGGACGGGCCCCUCCGAGAUCGCGGUGUUGCCUGUCUGGGGCGGGGACGGACAGCAGCUCGCGGGUGGUCCGCCGGUGUCGCGCGAUACACUGGUCAACCCGCAGCUGGCACUGCCGCCGCGGCCGACGAUUAGCAAUUUGCAGUGGAUUUCGGGAACGCAGUAUGUCAGUCCGACGGAUCUGGAUUUGUUGAUUGGUGGGGAUGGCAGGCCGCCGAGUAAGCGGAUGAUGGAAGCGGCGGAGGCGGAGAGGGCCGGGGCUGGGAGUGGUGGUAAUGGCGGUGGUGGUGGUAGCAGGGGGAAUCCACGGGCGGGCACAGCGCAGGAGGGCUGGGGGGAGUACUUCUCGCGGCAGCUGAAUGAGCGGGCGGAGAAACUGUCGGGAGUGGACGACGCGAUGAGCCGGCUGCAGAUGUCGAGUCAGGGGUGGGCGGAUGACGUGAACAAUUAUGUGAAGAAGCAGAAGAGGGAUAUGUUGAUUGGGAGUGUGAAGAAGUCGUUUUUCUAG
Molecule: messenger RNA, 3135 nt
Organism: Dichotomopilus funicola
Lineage: Eukaryota; Fungi; Ascomycota; Sordariomycetes; Sordariales; Chaetomiaceae
Product: lethal giant larvae like, C-terminal-domain-containing protein
Exons: 3
Coding region: 1-3135 (1044 amino acids)
Biological process (GO): regulation of protein secretion; regulation of exocytosis; establishment of cell polarity
Cellular component (GO): cytoplasm; plasma membrane
Molecular function (GO): GTPase activator activity; myosin II binding; syntaxin binding
Source: RefSeq, a predicted model, not a curated record